AUGGAGAAAUCCAAAGCAGACCUAGAAAUAACUGGAGACCCUGAGGGUGAAUCCAAUCAAGAUCUUCUGCCUGAGGAACCUGCUACUCGCCCUACCUGGGGAUCAAAGGCUCAGUAUAUCCUUGCCCAGGCUGGCUUUUCUGUUGGACUCGGCAAUGUCUGGCGUUUCCCCUACCUGUGUCAUCAAAAUGGUGGAGGUUCUUUUCUGCUGCUAUACCUGCUCCUCCUCGUCGUCAUUGGGAUCCCUCUCUUCUUCCUGGAGCUGGCAGCCGGGCAGAUUAUCCGACAGGGCAGCAUUGGCGUCUGGAAGCACAUCAGCCCCCGCCAAGUAGACAUCGGCUUUGCAAGCUGUGUGGUGUGUUCUUUUGUUGCCCUAUAUUAUAAUGUCAUUAUGGCAUGGAGUCUUUUCUACUUGGGUAAUUCUUUCCAGUUUCCCCUUCCGUGGAGUGAUUGCCCAGGAGCAGAAAAUGAAACAGUCACAGAAUCUGAAUGCACGGACAGUUCUCCCACUGUCUAUUUCUGGAACCGAAAGGCCUUGCACAUUACCAACUCCAUAGAGGAGAGUGGGGGUCUUGACCCAGCCCUUGCUGGCUGCCUCUUUGCCGCUUGGGUGCUGGUUUGUCUUGCCAUGAUCAAAGGCAUUCAAUCAUCAGGCAAGGUUUUGUAUUUCAGCUCACUGUUCCCUUAUGUGGUUCUCUUGUGCUUCCUUGUACGUGCUUUGCUGCUAGAAGGGGCAGCUGAUGGAAUCAGGAUCAUGUUCACCCCUAAGCUGUCCAUUUGGGGAGAUAUGCAGGUCUGGUGUCAGGCUGCCACUCAGGUGUUCUUUGCCCUGGGUCUGGGCUUCAGCACCAUCAUUGCUUACUCCAGCUACAAUCCUCAGCAUAACAACUGCCACAUUGAUGGGUUGCUUGUGUCUGGCAUCAAUUUCCUUACCUCGGUGCUGGCCACACUGGUGGUUUUUGCCGUGCUGGGUUUCCGAGCCAAUGUGUUGGCACACAAGUGUGUUGUAAGAAAUGCAAAUCUUUUGACUGAGCUAGUGAAGAAUGGUCCCCUUUCAGCUGUACUUCCUGCAAACUUGUCUGAAUUUUCACCUGCUCAAUACAGCAAUUGGUAUCAGGAUGAAUGGAAUGAAACAAAGAAGCAAUUGCAGGAGUGGAAAGUUGGUGACUGUCGUGUAGAAGAUGAAAUGAAUAAGGGUGUGGAAGGGACAGGCCUGGCCUUCAUCACCUUCACAGAAGCUAUGACCCUGUUUCCAACAUCCCCUUUCGGGUCUAUACUGUUCUUUUUUAUGUUGCUCAAUUUAGGGCUAAGCACCAUGUUAGGGAACAUGCAAGGAAUCAUCACACCUUUACUGGACAACUUCCACAGUCUCCACUGUCGGCGGACGCUCUUCACAGUCGUGUGCUGUAUGAUUGGAUUCUUGCUGGGCUUGGUUUUUGUUCAGGUCUCAGGCAACUAUUUUAUUUCUAUGUUUGAUGACUAUUCAGCCACUUUGCCCCUGCUUAUUGUUGUAGCUGGCGAAGCUUUUGCCAUAGCCUGGAUCUAUGGAGCUGACAGGUUCUUGGAUGACAUAGAAAACAUGCUGGGCUGGCGGCCGUGGAAAAUCUACAGCUACAUGUGGCGCUUUGUGAGUCUGGCAGCAAUGUUGUGCCUGUUGCUAGCGAGUUUGGUAUACUUGCUCAUGAAGCGCCCCACCUACACCGCCUGGAACAGAGAAAAGGCAGAGGAGGAGCAGCUGGAAUACCCACCAUGGGCCUUGGGCCUUCUCAUUAGCCUGAUUGUUGUGGCUGCUCUACCCAUUCCAGUCAUGUUUCUUAGACAGCUCUUGCUGGAAAGGUUUUCCCAACACAGCCACAACUCUGGCCAGAUACCU
This is a messenger RNA of Protobothrops mucrosquamatus (brown spotted pit viper), 1872 nucleotides long. RefSeq names its product sodium-dependent neutral amino acid transporter B(0)AT2-like. The transcript has 12 exons. Lineage: Eukaryota; Metazoa; Chordata; Lepidosauria; Squamata; Viperidae. The annotation marks the transcript as partial. Gene Ontology annotation, biological process: sodium ion transmembrane transport. Gene Ontology annotation, cellular component: membrane. The record is from RefSeq and is a predicted model, not a curated record.